AGUGCAGACAUGGCUGCUGCCAGUAAUCUGCAAUCUGAAGAUCAGUUUCUGUGCUCCAUCUGUCUGGAUGUGUUCACUGAUCCAGUCAGCACACCAUGUGGACACAACUUCUGCAAAAACUGCAUCACUCAGCACUGGAACGCUAAUGGCAGACAUAAAUGUCCUAUGUGUAACAGAGUGUUCAAGAGACGACCCGAACUAGACAUCAACACUUUGUUCUCUGAGAUGGUUGCUCAGUUCAGACGUGAAGCUCAGCAGAAAGCCAGCAGCAGCAGCUCAGAGCAACAAGCUGCUAAACCAGGAGAAGUUCCCUGUGACUUCUGCACUGGAACCAGACUGAAGGCCCUGAAGUCCUGCCUGGUGUGUCAGACUUCCUACUGUCAGACUCACCUGGAGCCUCAUCUGACAAAGAAAGCUCUGAGAGGACAUCAGCUGAUUAAUGCAGUGGAGAACCUGGAAGACAAGAUGUGUAAGACGCAUGAAAAACCCCUGGAGCUGUUCUGUAAGACCGACCAGACAUGUGUCUGCAUGCUCUGCUCUGUUUUAGAGCACAAGAACCACGAGUUUGUUCCUCUGAGAGAAGAAUAUGAAGGAAAGAAGGCAGAGCUGGGGAAGACAGAGGCUGUGAUUCAGCAGAUGAUCCAGAAGAGACGACUGAAAAUUCAAGAGAUCAAAGAGUCAGUGAAGACGAGUAAAGGUGCUGCAGACAGACAGAAAGCAGAAGGUGUUCAGGUCCUCACUGCUCUGAAGGAGUCUGUUGAGAGACGCCUGAAGGAGCUCAUAAAGGAGAUCGAAGACAAACAGGAAACUACAGAGAAACAGGCUGAAGGUCUCAUCAAAGAUCUGGAACGGGAAGUCUCUGAGCUGAUGAAGAGAAGCUUUGAGGUGGAGCAGCUCUUACACUCUGAAGACCACCUCCACCUCCUCCAAAGCUUCUCGUCCCUGAAAGCUGCUCCACCCACCAAGGACUGGACAGAGGUCAGAGUCCAUCCACCAUCAUAUGAGGGGACUGUGGUGAGAGCUGUGGCUCAGCUGGAGGAGACACUCAGGAAAGACUUGAAGAAGCUGUUUGAGGCCGAGCUGAAGACGGUCCAGCAGUAUGCAGUGGAUGUGACUCUGGAUCCUGAUACAGCGUAUCCUAAUCUCAUCCUGUCUGAUGAUGGGAAGCAAGUAUACUGUGGUGAUGUGAGGAUGAAUGUUCCAGACAACCCAGAGAGAUUUUCUGCUUGUGUUUGUGUUUUAGGAGCGCAGAGUUUCUCUUCAGGCAGAUUUUACUUUGAGGUUCAGGUUAAAGGAAAGACUGACUGGGACUUGGGAGUGGCCAGAGAGUCGAUCAACAGGAAGGGAAAUGUUAUGCUGAGACCUCAGUAUGGUCUCUGGACUGUAGUGCUGAGGAAUGGGAAUGAAUACAGAGCUUGUGCAGGGCCUUCAUUCCGUCUCUGUCUUUAUUCUGGCCCUGAGAAGGUGGGGGUGUUUGUGGAUUAUGAGGAGGGUCUGGUCUCCUUUUAUGAUGUAGGUACUGGAGCUCUGAUCUACUCCUUUACUGGCUGCUCCUUCACUCACAAACUCCACCCAUACUUCAGUCCCUAUCUGAAUCAGGGUGGUAACAACUCUUCACCUCUGAUCAUAUGUCCUGUCGGUCAAACUGAGUCGAUCAACGACUGA
This is a messenger RNA of Neolamprologus brichardi, 1665 nucleotides long. Its product is annotated as E3 ubiquitin-protein ligase TRIM21-like. Gene Ontology annotation, molecular function: protein binding; zinc ion binding. The record is from RefSeq and is a predicted model, not a curated record. NCBI's taxonomy places the organism in Eukaryota, Metazoa, Chordata, Actinopteri, Cichliformes, Cichlidae.